Molecule: messenger RNA, 1032 nt
Organism: Habropoda laboriosa
Lineage: Eukaryota; Metazoa; Arthropoda; Insecta; Hymenoptera; Apidae
Gene: sta
Product: 40S ribosomal protein SA
Exons: 6
Coding region: 71-1000 (309 amino acids)
Biological process (GO): ribosomal small subunit assembly; cytoplasmic translation
Cellular component (GO): cytosolic small ribosomal subunit; 90S preribosome; ribosome
Molecular function (GO): structural constituent of ribosome
Source: RefSeq, a predicted model, not a curated record
ACUUCCUUUCCGCUUGGAAGUCUCCUAGUGGCAUUGAUAACGUUAUUCGUAAUUCAAUCACAACGUUAAGAUGUCAGGAGGUUUAGAUGUAUUAUCCCUUAAAGAGGAUGAUGUUACUAAAAUGUUGGCGGCGUAUACGCACUUAGGUGCAGAAAAUGUAAAUUUUCAAAUGGAACAAUAUGUUUAUAAGAAAAAAAGUGAUGGAGUCAGCAUCAUUAACCUGCGUCACACAUGGGAGAAACUGCUACUAGCAGCACGUGCCAUUGUUGCUAUUGAACAUCCAAGUGAAGUGUUUGUUAUCAGUUGCCGUCAAACUGGCCAAAGAGCAGUUUUGAAAUUUGCCCAACAUACUGGAGCUACACCUAUUGCUGGGCGUUUUACUCCUGGUGCUUUUACUAAUCAGAUCCAGUCUGCUUUCCGUGAACCACGUCUGUUGGUUGUUACUGAUCCAUCCAGUGAUCACCAACCAAUUACUGAGGCCAGUUACGUGAACAUUCCAGUAAUUGCUUUCUGUAACACCGAUUCACCUCUUCGUUUCGUCGAUAUCGCUAUUCCCUGCAACACAAAGAGUCUUCAUUGUGUUGGUCUUAUGUGGUGGUUAUUGGCGAGAGAAGUUCUAAGAUUAAGGGGCUCCAUUGCCCGUGAGAGCAAAUGGGACGUCGUCGUUGAUCUGUUCUUCUACAGAGAUCCGGAAGAGGCUGAGAAAGAGGAACAAGCUGCUAAGGAAAUUGCACCGGUUAAAGACUUCACGGGACCAGUUGAAGUUGCUGCUCCUACUGAAGCUGGAUGGGCGAAUGAAGUUGAUACUGGUACAGUUGCUCCUGAAAAUUGGGCUGAUGAUGUAGCUCCACCAACUGCAGCAGCUAUUCCAGCCGCAGGUGCUCCGCAACCAUUCCAGGCGAGUGGAGACUGGGCAGCUCAGCCAUCAGAGGAAUGGUCCACUACAACACCAACUACAGCAGGACAAAGUUGGGGAGGUGCAACCACCGAGAAGUGGUAAUCUCAUUCUCUUUGAAAAUUUCAUACAAUGAC